AUGAUUCUGAUCUUUGUGGUUGCAAAUAUUCAUCUAGUUCUAAGUAAGAAUUGCAAUACAUUUGAUGAAUAAAUCAUACUUGGUGAUUAUUACUCAAAUUAAGAGGGUUAGAUUAUGGCUAUACUUCAAUAUAAGUCCUAUGAAGAAUGCAAUACUUUUGUUCAGGUAAAAAGAAUGAGAUUAAAAUUUCAAUCAGAAUUACUAGAGAAUCGUUAUUUUGUGUAUACAACCCAGAUCUAUUAGAAUUAUUCACUCUAAAUUAAUACAGAUUAUAAUAUCACAUUGGGAUUGAAGUCUCUAAUUUUGAGAUUGCCCACUAGAAAUGGUAAAUAACCAUUCAAACUACUAAAUCAAUACGGGAAUUCUUACAUAUUAAAUGGGAACUCACUGCUAAAUCUAUAGAUUGAAGAACUCGAUGUAAUGAGCUUUAAGAUUGAGUCAAUAGCCUUAAUUUUUAUAAAUGAAUGCAAUAUCAAGAGAAUACUAGAUCAUUUAAGCAACAAACAAGAUUUCUGGAUAGUAAUGUUUGGAGAUUAGAGUUGUCAAUUCUAAUUAUCACAUUUGCAAUAUGAUACUUUCAUAUCGACAUCUGAAAAUUAACAUGUAACAUUUUUAAAAAGUAAUCCAUUUAAAAGAAACUUUAAAAUUGAAUUCCAAAUCCACAAUUCAAGUGUUCUUUAAUUCUAACACUAUUAAAACGAUGAACUGAUCUAAAAUGAAUUCGUUAAUAAAUCUUUUUUGGUUUCAACAAAUUUAGGUGAUAAUUGUAUCCCAUAUGGACAAAGAAUUAGUUUAGGAUAUUAUUAUACAAAUUACAAUAAAGAGGAUGACAUAAUUGACAUUACCUAUAAUACAUAGUCCUAUUGUCCACAGGGAUUCUUGCAUAUUUUUGACGAUAAUGGAAUUGAUUCAUGGAUUAAAAUAAGAGAGACUAGAAUUUUGAAUAUGAGUAAGAUUUAUGAGAAUUCAAGUUAAUAAUUCACUUAUGUGACUUAUAUAAAUAUAGUAUCUUUGAAUUCUUAAACAAUUUAAAGGUUGGGUCAGAUCUAUUAUUAUGAAAUAUAUGGAGACAUCUAAACCAAAAGCAGUAAGUAUCAAUUCAAGGUGCCUUUAAAAUAAUAUGACAACAAAGAACACAAGAUCAUUUUCUUUGGAGAUAUGGAUUCAAAUUGGACAGGUAACAAAUCUAAACAAACCUUCGAUUGGUUUUAAUCAAUCCAAUACAAUCAAAGUGUUUAUGAUGCAUUAAUAUUCGAGGGAGACAUGGCAUAUGAUCUCGAAUCCCAAGACUGUUAAUAGGGUGAUUGGUGGUUAAGAAACAUGACUACAUUUACAUCGUAUUACCCAUUAUUAUCGACUCCUGGCAAUCAUGAUUCAGGAGCAAACUAUGAAUUCGAUUUCUAUAGGAUGUCCUUCCUCUCCCCUGAUAAAUCUUAAUACAAUACAAGAAAGAACUAUUAUAACUUCUAUAGUGUAGACUUGGGUUUGGUUCAUUACAUUUUUUACAAUCCAACCAAUAUUGUUUAUGAUGAUAGUAACCAGCAAUAAAUAGAUGAAAUGGUUUAGAUUAUGGAGAAUGAUUUAAAUUAAGCCAAUCAGAAUAGAGAGAAAGUACCUUGGAUAAUAGUUAAUAGUCAUUUCCCCAUGUAUUGUAGUGACUCUAGUGAUAAUUAGUGUUCCCAAAAUUUUAUAGCUUUAAGGCCAUUCGCUGAUUUAUUCACCAAAUACAGAGUGGCUAUUUAUAUGUCAGCUCAUCAACAUAAUUAUGAGCGAGAUGCCCCAUUCAUUAAUAAUUAAUCAUAGGUGAAUACUGGAUUAAUCACUGAUGGACCAGAAUAACAUCUAGUGAAGAACUCCGCUGCUCCCAUCUAUGUAGUUGAAGGUUCUGCUGGUCAGGAGUAUUAUACACCAUUGGUUCCAUAUGAAAGCCAACCAUACACUGUAUAUCAGACUGGAUAUAAUGAUGGAAUUGGUAUUAUGACUAUUCACAAUUCCACUCAUAUCUAUUUUGAAUAAUUGGAUCUAGUCACUCAAGAAGUUGUGGAUUACUUUUGGUGUGUUUAGGACCGUUAGGACAGCAGCAGUAAGGCCUUAAAUGUUAUCUUGUGGACUUUUAUAGGGUUUUUCAUUCUUGGUGUUUUGGGGAUGGGAAUUUUCUAUUUGAUUAGAAGGCAGAAAAUUAAAGAGCAAUUGCUACCUUGA
Molecule: messenger RNA, 2202 nt
Organism: Paramecium tetraurelia
Lineage: Eukaryota; Ciliophora; Oligohymenophorea; Peniculida; Parameciidae
Exons: 4
Molecular function (GO): hydrolase activity
Source: RefSeq, a predicted model, not a curated record